This is a messenger RNA of Gorilla gorilla gorilla (western lowland gorilla), 3428 nucleotides long. It is a transcript of the gene FBXL5, whose product is annotated as F-box and leucine rich repeat protein 5. The record is from RefSeq and is a predicted model, not a curated record. Gene Ontology annotation, cellular component: SCF ubiquitin ligase complex. The transcript has 11 exons. Bases 636 to 2711 code for a protein of 691 amino acids. Gene Ontology annotation, molecular function: protein binding. NCBI's taxonomy places the organism in Eukaryota, Metazoa, Chordata, Mammalia, Primates, Hominidae. Gene Ontology annotation, biological process: intracellular iron ion homeostasis; SCF-dependent proteasomal ubiquitin-dependent protein catabolic process.
CCGCAGCUCUGGUUCACCAACCGCUGGGCGGGAGCCAGGCCCGGCCUUUGAGUGGCGGGCGGGGUGGUCUGCGCUCGGCCCCAGGAAAAAUCUGGCACGGGCCAAUCGCAGGGAGGCGAAGGGCAGCUCUGGAGGUCCUGGCCAGACGCACUGGUCACCCAGGCCAAGCAGGCGUCGGGGCGUGGGCACAAGCAAAGCUCGCGGCCCUGACCGCGGCCAUUGUGCUUGGCUGCCUCUCCUCAAGGCCUUGGUGGGCAGGGCAGCAACGGGAGAAGCGCCGAGAGCGCCACUGAAACGACUUUCCCCUACCCUCAGCUACUGUGCUUUCAUGUAGUGAAAGAAACAGGGAAAAGGUUUGGGUUCCUUUUGCGGCUUAUGAAGACGACAAAAAACGAAAAGAGUGGGGGCAGGAGGCAGAAGCCGCGAGCCUCUGCGCGCGCCCGGUCACGUGGGCCGCAGGGAUCGCAUGGCGGCGGCCUGCGCGCCCCCGCGUCCCCGCCGGCCAAGCCGACCGGGCGCGCGCGCCGACGGGGCGGGCGCAUGCGCAAGGGGGCGCGCCGCCUCUGCCCCGCGGCGAGGGUGUCUAUGGAGAGGCGGCGGCCGCGGCUGCUGAGGCGGAGGCUGAGGCAGUGGCGAUGGCGCCCUUCCCUGAAGAAGUGGACGUCUUCACCGCCCCACACUGGCGGAUGAAGCAGCUGGUGGGGCUCUACUGCGACAAGCUUUCUAAAACCAAUUUUUCCAACAACAACGAUUUCCGUGCUCUUCUGCAGUCUUUGUAUGCUACUUUCAAGGAGUUCAAAAUGCAUGAGCAGAUUGAAAAUGAAUACAUUAUUGGUUUGCUUCAACAACGCAGCCAGACCAUUUAUAAUGUACAUUCUGACAAUAAACUCUCCGAGAUGCUUAGCCUCUUUGAAAAGGGACUGAAGAAUGUUAAGAAUGAAUAUGAACAGUUAAAUUAUGCAAAACAACUGAAAGAGAGAUUGGAGGCUUUUACAAGAGAUUUUCUUCCUCACAUGAAAGAGGAAGAGGAGGUUUUUCAGCCCAUGUUAAUGGAAUAUUUUACCUAUGAAGAGCUUAAGGAUAUUAAAAAGAAAGUGAUUGCACAACACUGCUCUCAGAAGGAUACUGCAGAACUCCUUAGAGGUCUUAGCCUAUGGAAUCAUGCUGAAGAGCGACAGAAGUUUUUUAAAUAUUCCGUGGAUGAAAAGUCAGAUAAAGAAGCAGAAGUGUCAGAACACUCCACAGGUAUAACCCAUCUUCCUCCUGAGGUAAUGCUGUCAAUUUUCAGCUAUCUUAAUCCUCAAGAGUUAUGUCGAUGCAGUCAAGUAAGCAUGAAAUGGUCUCAGCUGACAAAAACGGGAUCGCUUUGGAAACAUCUUUACCCUGUUCAUUGGGCCAGAGGUGACUGGUAUAGUGGUCCCGCAACUGAACUUGAUACUGAACCUGAUGAAGAAUGGGUGAAAAAUAGGAAAGAUGAAAGUCGUGCUUUUCAUGAGUGGGAUGAAGAUGCUGACAUAGAUGAAUCUGAAGAGUCUGCGGAGGAAUCAAUUGCUAUCAGCAUUGCACAAAUGGAAAAACGUUUACUCCAUGGCUUAAUUCAUAACGUUCUACCAUAUGUUGGUACUUCUGUAAAAACCUUAGUAUUAGCAUACAGCUCUGCAGUUUCCAGCAAAAUGGUUAGGCAGAUUUUAGAGCUUUGUCCUAACCUGGAGCAUCUGGAUCUUACCCAGACUGACAUUUCAGAUUCUGCAUUUGACAGUUGGUCUUGGCUUGGUUGCUGCCAGAGUCUUCGGCAUCUUGAUCUGUCUGGUUGUGAGAAAAUCACAGAUGUGGCCCUAGAGAAGAUUUCCAGAGCUCUUGGAAUUCUGACAUCUCAUCAAAGUGGCUUUUUGAAAACAUCUACAAGCAAAAUUACUUCAACUACGUGGAAAAAUAAAGACAUUACCAUGCAGUCCACCAAGCAGUAUGCCUGUUUGCACGAUUUAACUAACAAGGGCAUUGGAGAAGAAAUAGAUAAUGAACACCCCUGGACUAAGCCUGUUUCUUCUGAGAAUUUCACUUCUCCUUAUGUGUGGAUGUUAGAUGCUGAAGAUUUGGCUGAUAUUGAAGAUACUGUGGAAUGGAGACAUAGAAAUGUUGAAAGUCUUUGUGUAAUGGAAACAGCAUCCAACUUUAGUUGUUCCACCUCUGGUUGUUUUAGUAAGGACAUUGUUGGACUAAGGACUAGUGUCUGUUGGCAGCAGCAUUGUGCUUCUCCAGCCUUUGCAUAUUGUGGUCACUCAUUUUGUUGUACAGGAACAGCUUUAAGAACUAUGUCAUCACUCCCAGAAUCUUAUGCAAUGUGUAGAAAAGUAGCAAGGACUAGAUUGCCUAGGGGAAAAGACUUAAUUUACUUUGGGAGUGAAAAAUCUGAUCAAGAGACUGGACGUGUACUUCUGUUUCUCAGUUUAUCUGGAUGUUAUCAGAUCACAGACCAUGGUCUCAGGGUUUUGACUCUGGGAGGAGGGCUGCCUUAUUUGGAGCACCUUAAUCUCUCUGGUUGUCUUACUAUAACUGGUGCAGGCCUGCAGGAUUUGGUUUCAGCAUGUCCUUCUCUGAAUGAUGAAUACUUUUACUACUGUGACAACAUUAACGGUCCUCAUGCUGAUACCGCCAGUGGAUGCCAGAAUUUGCAGUGUGGUUUUCGAGCCUGCUGCCGCUCUGGCGAAUGACCCUUGACUUCUGACCUUUGUCUACUUCAUUUAGCUGAGCAGGCUUUCUUUCAUGCACUUUACUCAUAGCACAUUUCUUGUGUUAACCAUCCCUUUUUGAGCGUGACUUGUUUUGGCCCCAUUUCUUACAACUUCAGAAAUCUUAAUUUACCAGUGAAUUGUAAUGUUGUUUUUCUUGCAAAUUAUACUUUUGUUUUAGAAAGGGAUUAGGUCUUUUCAAAAGGGUGAGAACAGUCUUACAGUUUUCUUUUAAAUGAAAUGCUUUAAAGAAUGUUGGUAAUGCCAUGUCAUUUAAAGUAUUUCAUAGAUAAUUUUGAGUUUUAAAGUCCAUGGAGGUGAUUGGUUCUCUUUACACAUUAACACUGUACCAAGCUUUGCAGAUCUUUUCCGACACACAUGUCUGAAGACUUAUUUUCAAAGACAGCACAUUUUUGGAAACUAAUCUCUUUUCCAUAAUAUUUCCUUUAUUUCAACGAUUCUCAGAAGGCCAAUUCAAACAAACCCACAUUUAAGGUUCUUUAGGAUUAUAGAAUAAAUUGGCUUCUGAGUGUUAGCUCAGUGAGCUAGGAAAGCACCAAUCGAUAUUUGUUUCCUUUAGGGAUACUUUGUUCUCACCACUGUCCCUAUGUCGUCAAAUUUGGGAGAGAUUUUUUAAAAUACCACAAUCAUUUGAAGAAAUGUAUAAAUAAAAUCUACUUUGAGGACUUUACCAAGUAA